Messenger RNA from Chilo suppressalis (striped riceborer), 1090 nucleotides. The record is from the annotation of a GenBank genome assembly. Lineage: Eukaryota; Metazoa; Arthropoda; Insecta; Lepidoptera; Crambidae.
GUGCAUUGUCGCCGCUCUUUAUUCAGCGGCGAAUAAUACAUGGAAAAUUGUCAUCCCAAUUGUUGUCGUGCCAUUGUUGCCCUAAUGACAGCAUUCAGGUUUAGUUGGCUUCGAAACUGGUCAUCAGUGCAUGCCUGGCUGUCACUCCAGCGACUUUUGACCUUAAAGCUUGUGUAUAUCGUGCGACUGUCCAGCGCAAGACGAAGGUUCAAGUUACUUAUUUUCGUUUGUGUGAGUGCACGAUUUAAGAAAAACAAAAGACGAAGCAGAAUCUAAAUGAGAAGUGCAGUGUUUUAACCAAUGGCGUACAUAGAGACCCCAGUGCCAGUGAAACCGACAACAAAGUUGAAAUCAAACCCGUUCCACAUAAAGAGACCAAUGAACGCCUUCAUGGUUUGGUCGCGGUUGCAACGGAAGAAAAUAUCAACGAUGAACCCGAAAUUGCACAACUCGGAAAUAUCGAAAAGGUUAGGCUUAGAGUGGAAGAGUUUGAAUGAAUCCGAGAAGAGACCUUUUAUAGAUGAAGCGAAGAGGCUAAGAAUAAAACACAUGCAGGACUAUCCGGAUUAUAAGUACCGGCCAAGGAGGAAGAACCGUUUGGAGUCAGCGCCCUACGCAAACCCUGUGUAUUCUACUCGAGAGACAUUCUUGGAAGUGGAGCCUCGUCCAGAUACAAGUUACCAGAUACCAUUGAGUUAUUCAGAUCAGUUCGUCUAUAACAACAUGAUAAGUUACACAGUGCCAUCUAUAUCUCAGGCUACGUUUGUGUCUGCUCCGAUGAGGCCCAAAGAGGAUACCUUGCCAAAUUUGGAUUUAAGACCUUUGCCAUCCAUAGAGAGCAUAUCCCCUAGGCCUUUCACAGUGGUGAAUCAACAGAUGAUGGUGAAGGCUUAUCAAGACUUGCAUUACGUGCCGACUGAAGUAGCUAGAAUGUCUUAUCAUUAUCCUUUUGGCGUCCAGUAGACUGCGUUCGAAAAAUACUUGCUACUUAAAGUCAAACUUCAAUAUGUGUAGCUUUAAAUUAAAAAAUAGUCAGGUUAUUAUUACGUGUAAUCGGUUUUUUAUUAAUUUAAAUAAACGUAGGAAAUAC